UCGUCCACAGCACUCCACCGACCACCAGCCCAGCGCGCGGUACGCUCACACCGAACGGACGCCGUAGCCGCCGCCACCGACUGCUGCGUCGCAGUGUCGUCCUCGUGACUUUUCCCCCGCGCGCGUUUCUCGUUACGUGGCCGUCGCCGUCACAUAUUAUCGUCAGUACUCAGUUGCGGCGCAAUUAGUGUGCACUCGUGACGUGAGCGUUUCGUCGCGUGUUUCUGUCUGGUGUGUGUGUGUUGUGGUUUAUCCGCGAUUUAAUUUUGUUAAAAUAAUGUGUACAUGUAUGCAGUUCAACAUAUUUUAAAAACAUACACCGUUUAUAAUAUAUGUACGAUGCGUAUAUAAUUAUUACUUUUCCGUGUUUGAAUAAUAUUGAAACUUUUUUUUUUAUUUUAAAAACGUUUUUUUUUUUUUCAUUGUAAAUAUUUGUUUUCCCUCUGCUUACACUCUGUCGUACUUGGCUUAGGUAAAACACGUUAACCGGUUUCCCGCGUGAGCUUAAUCUUUUGCAUACAAGUGUACGUACUCCGUCCGUCGUUUUGAAAAAGAAAAGAGACGUACGUCUUGAGAGCCAUCAUGGAUUAUGGUUUGGAGCCGCUGCAGAGGGCCAGGUCCAACACUUGGCCCUUGCCCAGACCGGACGCCGAGGACGGCGGGCCCCAGAUGCCUGAGGGCAGCCCUCCGCAGUUGUUGGACAUUAUAAACGACGUGGGUGCAAACGGCAGCAGUAGCGGUACCGUUGGCGGCGUGCCGUCGCCGGGCUCAGGGCUGCACCCGCCGCAACAGCAGCAGGGUGGUGGCAUGGUCACCGGGCCGGUCAAGAAGACGUCCAGCCGGCGGAACGCCUGGGGUAACCAGUCGUACGCGGACCUCAUCACGCAGGCCAUCAGCUCGGUGCCGGAACAGCGGCUCACGCUGUCGCAGAUCUACGAGUGGAUGGUGCAGAACGUACCGUAUUUCAAGGACAAGGGUGACAGCAACAGUUCGGCUGGAUGGAAGAACUCUAUACGUCACAAUCUGUCACUUCACAGUCGGUUCGAGAAGAUCCAAAACGAGGGCACCGGCAAGUCGUCGUGGUGGCAGAUAAACCACAACGCGAGCCGGACGACCGGCAAGUCCAGGCGCCGCGCAGUGUCCAUGGAGACGCCCAAAUUUGAGAAGAAGCGUGGGCGAGUUAAGAAGGUCGUCGAGGCCAUUCGCAACGGUCUGCAUCCCGAAAACACGCCUAGUCCUAGCUCUUCGAUUUCCGAAAACUCCGACAUGAUACCCGUGUCACCCCUCAGGGGAUACCAAUUCAGUCCCGACUUCAGAGCACGGGCUUCGUCAAACGCUUCGUCUACUGGCCGUCUGUCACCGAUAUUCAGCGAGCAGCUCAGCACCGCCGACUACGGCCUGGACUCGGUGGCCGAACAGGGCCAGGCCGACCAGCUGGCCGGCUCGCUGGCACAGGCCGUCCGGCUUUCUCAGCCGCUACAGACGCUUGAAAGCUACAGAGACGUGUUCUUGGAUAACCGUCCACCCCCGCCGCCGUACAGUAGCUUAUCGAUCCAGUCGUGUUCUAUCCACGGUUACCAAGGGUGUUCGUGUUUCAACCUCAAUCAGCUCCAGAACACUUACAUAAAACAGGAGUGUAUAUCGUUCGACAACAUGUUGAACGACCAGCAGGAUGACAACAUCCCGGCCACCGUGGUCGGACAAAUAAUGGGCACGUCACAUUUGUCAUUCGAUGAGCUCAACAUAAACUUGGACAAAUUCCCACCGGUCGAGUGCAACGUGGACGAGGUGAUCAGCCAUGAAGUUAGUCUGGGCGGCUGCUUGGACUUCAACAACUUCAAUCCACCGGCACAACCGCAACCGUCGGUAGCCACCACGCAGACACUGGCGUCCGUCAGUCACGACCAAUCGUCGUUCACCUCCGGACACCAUUGGGUCCAUUGAACAGUUGAAACAAAUGUCUGUGUUCUAUGGGAAAUAUUAAAGACAAAUCUAUGAAAGUGUUUUAAUUAUGUCACCCAGAUAAUUCAUGUUAAUUUUCGAUGUUAUAAUCAUUAUAAAUAAUAAUACAUAAAAUAUUGUUAUUAAAUUAUAUAUACAUAAAAAAAAAUGUGUUCGUUUUAAAGUAACAACUAUUUUAUACAUUCUACUAUACACAUAUUUGCUAUGCUAGGUUAAUAUUAUAUUUUAUUACAUGUACAUGUUGAAAUAUAUUACUUGUAUAAACCCAUAUAUUAUAUAAGAGGUAUAUAAUUUGUUAAAAUUAGUCUAAUAUUUGUUGUAGUUUUAAAGUUCAUGUAAUAGUUAGAUAUAUAAUAUUGUUAUUUAGAUAAUUCAAUGUUAAAUACUUAUUCAUUAAAAAAUAUGUUUUGAGUUAGUUUGUUAUAGCUUGAGCGAUUCCAAGUUUUAACUAUAAUAAAAAAAUCUUAAGUUAACUCUUUAUUCUAAGUAUUGUAAAUAGGUUUGCUCAGAAAAAAAAACUUUAGCCCACAUCCACAUUAUUAUUAAUUUAUACAUAGAUACACAUGUUUGAUUAACAAAAAUGUCUGCUACACUCUGUGUAUGCAAUUCAAGGACAAUUUCCAUUUACUUACUCAGAAUCAUAUAUUUAUACCUUAUUUGAGUUAAUCUUGUUAAAUUUACAUAAACAGACACACAUAUAUAAACGUGCAUGCAUGAUCACGUAUGGGUGUGUUUUUGUAUAUAUAUAUAUAUAUAUAUAUAUAUAAGUAUAUUGUGUAUGUUAUCACUUAUCUUAGAGCUGAGUAAUAAAGACUGAUUGUCUUUGAAAUGA
Acyrthosiphon pisum (pea aphid) is the source of this 2794-nucleotide messenger RNA. RefSeq names its product forkhead box, sub-group O (gene foxo). NCBI's taxonomy places the organism in Eukaryota, Metazoa, Arthropoda, Insecta, Hemiptera, Aphididae. The transcript is spliced from 5 exons. Gene Ontology annotation, molecular function: RNA polymerase II cis-regulatory region sequence-specific DNA binding; DNA-binding transcription factor activity, RNA polymerase II-specific. Bases 583 to 1944 code for a protein of 453 amino acids. Gene Ontology annotation, biological process: regulation of transcription by RNA polymerase II. Gene Ontology annotation, cellular component: nucleus. The record is from RefSeq and is a predicted model, not a curated record.